Peromyscus maniculatus bairdii (prairie deer mouse) is the source of this 4441-nucleotide messenger RNA. RefSeq names its product vacuolar ATPase assembly factor VMA21 (gene Vma21). NCBI's taxonomy places the organism in Eukaryota, Metazoa, Chordata, Mammalia, Rodentia, Cricetidae. The record is from RefSeq and is a predicted model, not a curated record. Gene Ontology annotation, cellular component: endoplasmic reticulum membrane. Gene Ontology annotation, biological process: vacuolar proton-transporting V-type ATPase complex assembly.
ACCAAUGCGGAACAGUCACUCUCAGCAAGGGCUCGUUCAGCGGACAGUUCUCUGAUUUUACUGACGCUGGCUCCCGUGGCACCGCAAGCAGGACCAAGACGCAGACGAGAGGCACGGGGCCUGGGAGGACGAUGCUACGCGGAAAGUCCCGGCUCAACGUAGGGUGGCUAGGCUACUCGCCCGGCCUGCUCCUGGAGAAAGACACGCUCGCGGAGGCACGGACACCAAGGAGCACUCGCGGAAAUGAAAACUCUUUAGCUUCAACCCUCAAGACACUCCUGUUCUUCACAGCUUUAAUGAUAACAGUUCCUAUCGGGUUGUAUUUUACAACUAAAUCCUAUGUAUUUGAAGGUGCCCUCGGAAUGUCCAAUAGAGACAGCUACUUUUAUGCUGCAAUUGUUGCUGUUGUUGCUGUUCAUGUGGUUCUGGCCCUGUUUGUCUAUGUGGCCUGGAAUGAAGGCUCACGACAGUGGCGUGAAGGCAAACAGGAUUAAAGUGAACAUCACCUUUUGAUAGCAUGAAAUUUAUUUUUUGAAUAUGUUAAGUACUUCUGGGAUAUAAAUAAAUAAAUGCAUUUUGUUUGAAUAAAGUUGAAAGAACAUGUUAAAAUCAGUCUUAAGGAGUCAGUCACAUUUGGCUAAAUUUUGACCCAUCCAAUAAUAUGGUCACUUUGAAUUUUUAAUCUCCAUUUGCAAAUGAAAGUUUGGUAAAGUUAAGUAGGUAUAAAUGUAUAUGUUAAGAGAGUUAUAUCUUAUCCUAGAAAGAAUUUAAUUACAACAACAAAAAUGUUUAGCAAUUUGCCUUAUAAUUGCUUUUUAGUUUUAUUUAUUUGGGUAGAUUAAGAAAUACUUAGUGAAGCAAAUCUAAAUUUCCUUUUUCACUGGAGGACUUCCUGGAAAAUACCAGGCCCUUGGAUUUGAGAUUCUAAUUUCCUGUGGAAAGCUACCAAAAUUGUAGGCAGUGUAGUUAAUCUAAAUGUCACUGAGGAAGGAUAACUCUCACAUUCCAUUAUAAUGGGGAAAGUUACUGAAAUCACACCCAUUCAAACAAAGGAUUGAGGAUUACUGAGGCAAAGAAUUGAGCUUACUGUCAGUAUUGUGAUUAUCCUACUAACAUUUUGCCGCAUUUUUCUUUGAUAUUAGGCUUCAAUUGCAAAGUUUAUCAAAGUCCCAUUUAGUGUGUCAUCCUACUUUAAAAUAGAUAGUAUAUGAUAGAAUGCCAAACCGGGUGACAGUGGUGCAUGCCUUUAAUCCCAGCACUCAGGAGGCAGAGGCAGGCAGAUCUCUGAAUUUGAGGCCAGCCUGGUCUACAGAGCGAGAUCCAGGACAGGAAAACCAAAAAAAAAAAAAAAAAUAGAAUGCCAAAAUGUUCAGCUUUCACAUACUGAGAGUGUAUACAGUCUUAAAAACAUCACAUUUCUUAAAGGGUAUUCUUGUAAGGUUUUUUUGUUGUUGUUAUUGUUGUUUUUAAUCAGAGCUAAGUUACAUCCUAUAUUUAUAGAUAGUCUUUCAAGUCUUUUUUGAUGAGAACACCCCAGCCCCAGAAAAAAAGCCCAAUUACCUUGCUUUAGUACCUUCAGUCUAUGGUCAGAUAAACCACUUGGUACUGUGUAUAUGCAAUCUAAAAAUGCUGUCCCCCAAAUAUUUAUUUUUUAUUAAAAGUUCAUAAUAUAUUUUCUGUAAAGCACUGGAAAAAUACAAUAGCAAGAAAAUAAAAAUUCAGUAGUUUAGUUCACGACCCCUGCGCAAUAUUGAAAGAUGUUUCUUAAUGCUGGUUCCAUACACACUACAAUCUUGGUUUAAGUUUAGGUCUUGCCAACUUCACCAAAGAGCUGUUUGCAGUUUUUCAGAUACAUGAUAAAUUGCCCAUUGUCUUACAAAUCACAUUCUAUCUUUAGUCUUCUAAAAUUCACAUUUCGAUGUUUUUAACAAAAAAAUUUGAGAUGAAAACUCAGUAUAAAUACUGUAUAGUAUGUGCAUAUAUCAAAAUAUUACAGGGCACUCCAUAAGCAUGUGUGCUUUUUGAUUUUAUGUAUCAGUUAAAUUUAAUUGUAAAAAUGAAGAAAGUUCAAAUACCUGUUAAUGAUAAUCCUAAUAUAAUGAAUGGCCCCUGCCUAAAUGUUUGCCAUUACUGAUUUGUUUGCUGUUAUUUUAUGCUGUGGAACUAGACUAGAGGAAUAGAGAGGUGAUUAGACAUAAAGAUAAGUGUUUGUGUUAUAUUAUUAUUGCGAUAAACAUGUUAUUAAAGGAUUGUUCUUAAUUCUUGAAUUUAACUGUUGUAUGUAGUUUGUAUUUAAAAGUGAGUAUUCUAAAUAUAAGGGUCUUUAUUUUGUAAAGAAUGCAAUUCUUAGUAUUACAAUAGUUGAGUCUCAGACAUUUGUGCUAGAUUUCUAGAUGGUUCCCUUAUGAGGUGGCUUAUUGUAUUUAGAAUGUCCACUCAGUUUAUUUUUAUAUAAUGCUGAGGUUUUUUCCUUGUACUUUAGGGAUCUUGUACUGUUUGUAAAAUACACUGUUGGGUUAUUUUAUUUGAUUUCAAACAUUGCUAACUAAGUAAUGGUAUAGGUCUUUUAAAAUACUUUAGCCAGGGAUACAUGUAAAUACAUUUAAUUUUUCCUUGGGAAUAAAGUACAAUGUGUUCAAACACUAAAAUCAAAUAUUCACAUCAAUACUUAGAAUUAACUACAGAAUAGAUUUGUUUUCAGAGCUGUUAAUUGUUUCCAAGGAUUUUGACUGCUCAUGAGUUUGCUGCUGUUAGCUACGUUAAUGAAUGUGGUAUUCGACAAAUAGACAUGUUUUCAAGGUAUCUAACUAGUUUCCUCUUGCACAAAGUACAUAUUUCAUGUGUUAGAAGAAAAGCUACAGUUGAACUGUUAAGUGUUUUCCGGCAGGAAUAUGUUCACUGAUGUUCAAAACCUGAUUGUAAUAGUAAUCUCAUUAGGGAAUAUAACUUGAAGUUUCAGUGCAAGCUACUGAUUUUACCCUAUUUUCUGUAACAAUGCCUUCCUCACCUGAUUUGCCUCCUAAAGAAUCUUUUCUUCCAUUACUGAAAAAAUGGAAAUCUGCUGUAAGAUGCAUCUGGUAUCAUUCAUUCUUCAAAUGUCUGCCAUUUCACAUGUAACAUUAGCAUUCUGGUUUGUAAUGAUAGUAAAUAACUGGGUGUUUCAUGGGGAUCUAAUAGUAAUUAUAAUAACUUAAAAGUUUACAUCAGAAAAGUUAUAUUGAGCCAGCUGUGGUGGCAUAUGCCUAUACUUCUAGUAUUUGGUAAGCAGGUACAGGAGGAUCAAAAGUUUAAGACCACUCUGGGGCUGCACAAGACCCUGUUUCAAAACAAGACCCUAUAAAACCAAAAAAAAAAUGGCUUUAUUAAAAGAAGCAACCAAUGGUCUUGUAUUUAUUUUCAUAUAAAUCUUAUGUAGACAGGACAUUCAAACAGGUCAGUAAAAGUAUUUAGACAAGUAAGAUGCACCCAAGGAAGGCUAAAACUAAAGUUAUAUGAAAGGAUUGGAAGUGUUUUACUUAUAUCUACUAUAUCUCCAGACAGUUUCAUAUUUAGUGCCUACGCAUAGCAAAUUUUUAGACUUGUUUGGCCCAUUUGAUAAUUAGUUCAAUGAUGGCACAGUAUUUGUCACUUGCUUUAGGUCAAUGGCAGGUUUCUUUACUCUUGAGUGUUCUGUCGUUCACUAGGGAAAUACACAACCAUUUAGAUUCUACUCCUAGCUUUUAAGUUCAUUUUCACCAGAGUUGUUCUCAAGUGCCCUCUGAUAGCUUCACAAAAGUUUUUUUUUUUUUCCAGGGGGAUGGAGUUACCUUAAAAAUAAAUUACUCUCGGAGACGUUGGGAAACUACCUAUCAAUGCAUAACCUCUGAAUAGCUUAACCCUUUAUUCCAUACAAAAGUCCAGAGUCUCUCCAUAUCACUGCCGGCCACACUUACACUUGUGUUAAUUGCUAUGUGUGCUUGAAGUAUCGUUUCCUUUUAAGAUGUUCUGUAAGUCAUAUUGUCAGUUAUACAAUCUAGUCUUCCUUCCACGUUUGGUGAAAUCUCACUGAACAGGAAUAAUAGCAAUAGCUAACAACAUCUGCACAGCACCUUACAGUUUGCAAAGAACGUUCACAUAUUCUUGUCUUGAGUUUUGCGUAGUGAACAUGUUACAGAGAUGUCCCUUGAUGUCAUUCUGAGUGUUAGAAUUUCCAGUCACCAAUGUCACUAGCCAUGCUAUGGCUGCUGACUGGGGUAGGGGUGGGGGUGGGGGUGCCAAUGUGCUGUUUGUAAAGCUUGUGUCAUCACAAUGGGGCCUGCAUUUCUUAGCCACUUGCAUCAGACUGACUUGUUAAGUGAUGCUUUUUUAAUCUUUACCUGAAUGGGUUUUGUAUUCAGUAUAUCGUAGCCUGUAGUUUGUAUUAAUUUACGACUUGUCAUUAAAAAAAGUAUCUGUAAUGUUA